AUGGCUGCUUCAAUUAGCAGCAACGGCCAAGCAAACGGCCAUAAUGAGCUGGCGACAGUGGUACAAGAUGGAAAUGGAAUACCAGUAGAGUACACGAAUAGCAACGACAUUCCUAAGUCCCCCGAUACGGACGAAGACGGCCAUCAUAAAUCAACGCGUUCGACCAAGAUGGGAACUGCGCUCAAACAUCGCGUCCACCAGAUAACCAAAGGGCCGCCUGGUGGAUUCGACACAACCCCUUUUCCAGAUGCGCCUCAAGGUUAUACUAUCCGGUUUAUCUUCCACAGCGCUUCAAACCUCCCUCCUGCGGAUUUUCUCACGGCUUCCUCAGAUCCCUUUCUUCAUGCGACACUAAGAGGCACUCAACCGAAGCGGCACAAGGAGGAUCCUGACCUUGUUCACAGGACCAGAACCAUCAGGAGAACCACUGAGCCAAAAUGGGAAGAGGAAUGGGUUGUUGCCAACGUCCCACCGACGGGUUUUACUCUCAAGUGCCGAAUGUAUGACGAAGACUUCCCAGAUCAUGACGAUAGACUGGGCAAUGUUACGAUCAAGAUUCCUAGUAUAUCGAAAGACUGGCGCGGUAUUCCCUGGCCUGGUCGUGUAUUUGAGGCCAAAAAGCGGGUGAUGAGCAAACGAGCGUAUAUCACCAAAGCCGUCACUAGCGUUCUUAAUCGCGAUGUUCACAUGACCCCUUAUCUCCGCCUAAGCAUGGAACUUUUAGGACCAUCCGAUCCGCCUUAUGCGCAGAUGUACACAGUUGGGCCCACAACCUGGGUCAAGCAUUUUAGUCCUUUAAUUGGUCGCAUCGCUGGUGUCAAAGUGAAUAUGGACGCUGAGAACGACACGCAAGUAGAAGAAUGCACACAAGUCGACCAGAAUGGGAACAAGAAGAGCAGGAUUCAAAAAUAUGAUUUCCAAGCGAAUGAGAUGCAACUUCAAGGCCCGGUGCCUCCCAAUCUAUACCAUCGUUAUGUUGAAUUUAGACGGAUCAUUGGAUCCAUUUACUCUUCAGCAGGUUUACGCGGCAAGAUAUUAAACAAGGUACUACACAGCCAACAUCGCCGUAUUUAUAACCACAAUGCAUCAACUGAAACUGGCGUUUUUGAUGCGUGCACACCAGAGGCUUCUUAUCAAUUCUUGAAGCUCGUUCACUUUGACGAAGGAGGUCGCACCUUUACCUACGUCCUGACUUUGGAUGGUAUGCUCAGGUUUACAGAGACUGGCAAAGAAUUCGGUAUCGACAUGUUGAGUAAACACACUAUGCACUCUAAUGUUGAGACAUAUAUCGCUUGUUCUGGGGAGUUCUUUGUUCGGCGACUCAAGGAUUCUACAUCUUCGAACAAUGCGCACCUCAUCACAAAGACAUCUCUAGAACCACCGAUUCCUGGCGGUCCUCCUAGGGAGCACCCGACACAUGACCCUUCAUGCUACCAGCUGAUUAUCGACAACGAUUCAGGAACAUAUCGACCAGAUAAGUCUACCCUACCUGCGUUGAAGGAGUUUCUCCAGAAGAACUUCCCCGGGCUGGAUAUCCGGACGAUGCAUUGUGAAGAUAAAGAGCUACAAGAUAUGAAGGAGAACCAACGCAACGUCAAGAAGAACGAGGGCAGGAUGAUUAAUAUGGUCAUGAAUUGGAGUCAGAGCAGUCUCAGUUCAGCCGAGAGUGAGUUGGACGACCACGAAGAGUCUUUGCAGCAAGGACACAAGAGUAAGAAAGAGGCGGCUUACGAAGCUUUGGAAGAUCCUCACAAAGUCAAAGAUGCUGUUAAGUCUUUAGUGCCCGAUGCGAAACGAGAAAGGGGUGAGAGUUCCAGAUGAUGGAACUCUAACUGGCGGUGAAAAGAACUAUCAGAUGCAUUGGAUAGAGGGGACAGAUUGUUCUUUAUGACGAAAAGACAACUUGGAUGGAUUUAUA
Fusarium oxysporum Fo47 is the source of this 1918-nucleotide messenger RNA. RefSeq lists its product as uncharacterized. The record is from RefSeq and is a predicted model, not a curated record. NCBI's taxonomy places the organism in Eukaryota, Fungi, Ascomycota, Sordariomycetes, Hypocreales, Nectriaceae. The transcript has 2 exons. Gene Ontology annotation, biological process: positive regulation of gene expression. Bases 1 to 1821 code for a protein of 606 amino acids.